GCUGUGUUUACUUCUCUGCGAUCUCUGCACUUCAGCAGUGCUGUGGGCCCGUGGGGUCGUCACUUUUUUAAUCAGCAGCAAUCAACUUCAAUUGAUCCGAAAGCGCUGCUCGUAGUUUUUCUGAAACUCACUCACACACGAUGACUUUUUAAUUUUUUUCGAGUGCAAAUUCCACGAACCAAAUCAGUAUAAAAAAAGAUGAUCAACAUAAUCGGCAAACGUUCAUUUUUGCUCGUGUCCCGAUACUCGCAGCACGUCCGGAAAAUGUCUCUCGUGAAGAACCUGGCGUUCGUCAACAACAAAUGGGUCGCUGCCACUUCUGGCAAGACCUUCGAGGUGACCAACCCUGCAAAUGGAAGUGUCCUGGGACAGGUUCCGGACAUGGACACCCAGGACACGGAAGAGGCCAUCCAGGUCGCCUACGACGCCUUCCAAAGUUGGGAAUUCACAACAGCUAAAGAACGAGCUCUGCACUUGAGAAAUUGGUUCAAUCUGUUGGAGGAGAACAAAGAGGAGAUUGCGAAAAUCAUGACGGCCGAGUCUGGAAAACCUUUGGCCGAGGCUGCAGGAGAAGUUGCUUACGGGAACGGAUUCAUCGAAUGGUACUCCGAGGAAGCGAGACGAAUCCAUGGAGAAGUUAUUUCUAGUCCGAUUCACUCCAAGGAAAUGAUGCUAAUCCGGAAACCUAUUGGAGUUGCUGCCCUUAUUACUCCUUGGAACUUUCCAAUUGCGAUGAUCACAAGGAAGGCUGGAGCAGCUUUGGCUGCCGGAUGCACCUGUGUGGUCAAGCCUGCAGAAGACACGCCCCUGACGGCCCUGGCCAUCGCCGCCCUGGCCGAGAAGGCUGGAAUUCCAAAGGGCGUCUUCAACGUUGUGACCUGCAGUCGCCGAAACGCAGCCGACGUUGGAAAACUGCUCUGCCAAAGCCCUCUAGUCGCAGGCUUGUCCUUCACUGGUUCGACUAACAUCGGCAAACUUCUGUACGAACAAUGCGCUUCGACGGUCAAAAGGUUGUCCCUGGAGUUGGGGGGCAACGCACCUUUCAUCGUGUUCGAGUCGGCUGACCUGGACGCGGCCGUCAAAGGAACGAUGGCGUGCAAAUUUAGAAAUUGCGGACAAACUUGUGUCAGCGCAAAUCGGCUGUUCAUUCAGGAAAGUAUUUUCGACCAGUUUGUUUCGAAACUGGAGGAGACGAUGAGAGGGUUAAAGGUUGGCGACGGAGCGCAACCUGGAGUCACUCAAGGACCACUAAUCAAUGACGCACAAGCUUCUAAGGUAAAUGAUCUUGUACAAGAUGCGAUCAAAAAAGGAGCCAAAGUUCACCUCGGUGGCAAGCCAGCUUUGGACAAAGGGCCGCGAUUCUUCGAGCCCACCCUGUUGACAGACGUUGAUCAUUCAAUGAGAAUGUAUCACGAGGAGAUCUUCGGACCUGUUGCUGUCUGCAUUCCAUUCAAGACUGAGGAAGAGGUCUUGGCGAUUGCCAAUGGCACCCGUUCUGGCCUGGCAGGAUACUUUUUCAGCAACGACCUGCCCCAAGUAUGGCGAGUAGCCAAACGACUGGAGACGGGCAUGGUCGGCAUUAAUGAGGGAAUCAUUUCCACUCCGGAGGCAGCUUUCGGUGGAAUCAAAGAAUCAGGCAUCGGCAGAGAAGGGUCUCAUUACGGAAUCGAAGAGUAUUCGUACAUCAAGUACCUUUGCUUUGGAAAUCUUUAAGUAUUAUAUGAAUGCUCUCUGCAAAUUUGAGUCAAAAGUAUCUUGUGAAUUAUAUCAUUCCUCUGUUGUCAAUUUGAAAUUUUAUCUUUUUGUUCGAAUAUAAUCGCACUCUCUGUAAGAAAUACUCAAUGUGAUGGGAAAUGAUCGAGAAAGACACACCGUGCUUCCAUAGAUGUUGAAUGUGCAGCCGAAUAAAUACGCAAUGAAAUUGCACCGAUUUAAAA
Molecule: messenger RNA, 1937 nt
Organism: Neocloeon triangulifer
Lineage: Eukaryota; Metazoa; Arthropoda; Insecta; Ephemeroptera; Baetidae
Gene: Ssadh
Product: succinate-semialdehyde dehydrogenase [NADP(+)] GabD
Exons: 8
Coding region: 199-1713 (504 amino acids)
Biological process (GO): GABA catabolic process
Molecular function (GO): succinate-semialdehyde dehydrogenase (NAD+) activity
Source: RefSeq, a predicted model, not a curated record